Messenger RNA from Musa acuminata subsp. malaccensis (wild Malaysian banana), 1212 nucleotides. RefSeq lists its product as uncharacterized. Lineage: Eukaryota; Viridiplantae; Streptophyta; Magnoliopsida; Zingiberales; Musaceae. The record is from RefSeq and is a predicted model, not a curated record.
UGUCACAGUGGAUGAGAAAAUCAAGAAACUUGAUGCUGAAUUAGCUAGAUACAAGGAGCAGAUUAACAAGACUCGACCUGAUCCAGCUCAAGAAGCUGUUAAAGCUCGAGCGAUGAGGGUCCUUAAGCGAAGGAGAAUGUAUGAGGGAUAGCCUGACAUGCUGCAUAACCAGACAUUCAACCUCGAUCAAGUUGCCUUUGCCACAGAGGGAAUUAAGGAUGCUGAACAGACCGUCUGUUUUACAAGCUUUUACCACAAUUUUAUUGUCUGAAGAGUGUUCCCUUUGCUGAUACACCAACAUACCAUUGACUUCUACAGACGUCAGCACUGAAGUCUGCUAACAAGGAGUUGAAAGGGAUGGUGAAAAUUGUGAAUACCUCAGACAUAGAUAGUAUGCAAGACAAGAUGAUGGAUUUGAGUACAGAAAUCCAAGAAUCUUUGGGAAGAAGCUACAAUGUUGCUGAUGACAUUGAUGAGGAAGAACUAAUGGGAGGCAUGGUACCAUGAUAAUGUUACAUUACUUGUCUAGAGCUAGAUGCGCUGGAAUCAGACAUGGGUGCAAAGAUGGAAUCUGAUGCAAUUCCAUCCUAUCUUCAACCAGAUACGGAAACGGAUCUGGAUGCAAAACUCAACUUACCUGCAGCUCCAACAAGCAAUGCUGCGGCAAUGCCCAACAGAGCGAGGCAGCAGACCGAGGAUGAACUAGGUUUACCUGCUGUACCCCAAAGCUUCUAUACGCAGUUAAAAGAACACUGUUCACAGAAUGGUAAAGCUCAUAUUCAUGACAGCCACAAUGUUCUUCAUUUUUACAGUAGGACAUACAUAUACUCCCCGAUACGGUUCAGGAAAGACGAAGGAGAAUCCUACCGUCACAUUACCGUCAGGACCGACGGCACCUCCUCCGCCUCCUCCGGUCGAAGAUGGCGGCAAGCAGACAGGGCCCUCGCGGAGCCCCGUGAUCCCGCGGGAGAUUCGACAACCGGGCGCGGAAGCCGUCGUCGCCGCGUCCCCCGAAACCCCCCCGGCCGGCCGGCGUUGGUGCCGAAGCUGAUGGGGCUCGAGGACCUGUCGGCCCUCACGGUUGCUGUGACACCGGAAGCGGCGGGAGCUGCAGCGGGCUCUGGAGAAGUGCGACGAGGACCUCAGGACCCUGAGGCGGAUCAUCGAGGCCGUCCGCUUGGGGGAGAUCCACGCUAAGGCGGUCUCCUCCUC